Xyrichtys novacula (pearly razorfish) is the source of this 43740-nucleotide messenger RNA. NCBI's taxonomy places the organism in Eukaryota, Metazoa, Chordata, Actinopteri, Labriformes, Labridae. The record is from the annotation of a GenBank genome assembly.
GUCUCUUCCUUAAAGGCAGGAAUGUAAAUCCAGAGGGAUUAGUGCGAGCACACUGGGCUGUAAACCCUUCAGUAGCUCUCCAAGGGGUCUCUGCCUCAGUGCGUAAAAGUAGGGACUGGGCUCCGGACGCACAGCGCAGCACUUCAUCUCCCACAGGCUCCAUGUGCGUCACCUCCGCGGGAUACUUGACGAGGAUUACUGAUACUUUGAAAUCAGUGCCCGCGCGGGUCACUGACAUGUGAAAACAUUGGCGUUUUGCUGAUGUGAAGGCGUUUUCACUGGAAUAGGUCAUCUGUCCCGGAGCGCAGAGGGGACAUGGGUCAACUUUAUGGUGCGACUCUUUUACCAUUUGGCGCAAUGUGUGUUGUUUUCCUGUGGGAAUCCGGUGCCAGCUCUAUCAGGACGACACUUGCAGUGGACACUUCGAAGUAAGUUUAUUAGGUUAACCUUAACACGCGCGUCCACAGUGAAUGAAAGGCAGCAUGCUGGUGACGCAAUGCCAAACUCAUCCAUAAUGAAUUUGAUUAUAGAUCUGAGCAGAUUGGAAGAGUUUUCCUUCUAUUAUCUUGACAAGAGACUCCAGCAGUAAAGUAAUAAGAAAAUUCAAACUUAAGCUGAAUAAAACGUGAUGUGUUUGUAAAUGUUCUGUAAACUUCUCGUUAACUCUUAUGAACUUUAAUAGCACUUGUUUCAGCGUUUGAUAUAAGAGCCAGAGCAAGAAGUCAAGCACUCACUGCCAGAUGUCAGUUCAGAGUUUGGAGUGUUUUAUUGCUCUCUGCUCUGAACGACAGGCUAUGAGAGGAGCAGGUUUCAAAGAGGAGACCCCUGGAUGAACCGCUGCAGUGCGUCUAAUCUAAUGUGAUUUUCAGGGAAACGCAGGAGGCAAAGGGAAACUCCAAAUGGUUGGAAUAAGUCGCGGUUCAAUGAGCCAAAUGUUACUUGUGGUCAGACAUAACAUGACAGAUGCUGUUCGGGUGCCCGGAGACAGUGGGUCAGGAGGUGACUGGAGGAUGUGAGGGGAGCACAUGCACCCAGUGUUCUGUAUGGAGGAGGAGGAGGAGGACCACUGGAGGUGCAGCAUGCGUUACUGUUUUAUUACAGUGAGGUAGAUUACAUCCUCUUCAUCUUCUACAAGCUGUGACAUCUACUGAGUCAUGCUUUCUAGGUUUAGUGUAAACUCAUCAGGCUGUAUUACAAUAAGGGGAGAAACAUCUGUGAUUAAUGGACCUCCACUUAAACCUUAAUAAAGAUGAUUAAUGCUUCUUAGACAGUUAUAUUGAGAGAUAUUUCUGGCAUUGCUGCUGUUAAGACAAAGAGUUAAAUAGACUAGCAAGGGUUUUUUAUUUUCUCAUGUCUGUUGGGAUCAGUAUGAGGCAUGAUAUGUCAUAUUGUUAGGCGAUGAGAAAAGGUGUUCUGAAGGUUAUAGGUGUUUACAGCAGAGGAAGUGAGCAUGUUAUCUAACCUGUAUGAUGUCCUACUUAAUUAAUCCGCAUCCGUUCUUGGUCUAGGAGACAGAAAAUCAAAUUGUGUAACUGUUGUAUGUUUUGAUAUUAUUUGCCUUUUUUCCUGCAUAGAUGAGUCCUCAUUAUGAAAUGUCAAAAUUGCCCGUCUUAUUUAACCUGCAGAUGCUGAGAUGAAGUCAUCAUGAUAACAAACAACAAUUUGUUAUUUUGAUGACUUCAAAAAACACCAGUUUCAGACUCUUUGGGUUCUCAUAGAAAGCAAAAUCAGCCAAUUUACAGUGAUUAUGAUUUUUGUCAACAUGCAAAUGUCAAUGUCCAUGUAGCACUCUAUAGGACAGCCACAUACAUCCAAUACAAAUACCAAGAAAAGUGAGUUUGCUGUCAAAAAUGUAACACAAACUGAAUUGAAAAGUUAAUGUAUUUUUAAACACUACAUUAAAUUGAAUAUUAUGCAAAGACAAAAUAUCGAAGGUUGAAACUGAAGAACUGAUUGUUUUAUAAAAAAAGGUUAGCUCAUUUUAGGUUUGAUUCCUACAACAUGUUUUAAAAAAAGUUGGAACAAGAAAAUUUUAACUAUGUGUUUGCAUCACCACCUCUUUUAAUGAGGAGAAACUGGUCUACAUGGUACUCUAGUGGAACAGUUUGUGGAGUCUGGAAGUGAGUGGUUGUUUCUCAUUAGCUUACAAGAUUCACUACUGCCUGUUUGUGUAGGUCAUUGCCACUAGAGGGCCCAAAGAUCAGGGCCAUCCAGUGUUAGUUAUUGAACUUAUCUCUUUUUUGUACAGCGAAUUUCACUGAUUUUCUGAAUCUUUUAUGUAUGUAAAUAAUGAAUUUCCACAAAUUCACUGCAAUUUUAGACUCAGCGACAUGUUGUAAAUGUUCAACUAUUUGCUCACUCUAGUCUCUCACAGAGUGGUUUGACUCUUCCUGGCUUUAGCUUCUCUUGUAUUUCAUUUAAUAAACUCAGUCAUGUUGCUAACCUGUUGCAAAUCAAUAGUGUUAUUAGUUGAAAGAUGGUCUUGGGGUUGUUUUUUUUGUGUGUGUGUUUGGUGCACCUGCCCAAACUUUUCCGCAAAGUUUAGCUUCCAAACAUCUAAAAUGUGAAUGUAUUUUUUCCUAAAACCGCAGCAUCGGUGACUUGGCACUAUUCUCAGGUUUUAAAUGAUUCACAAACCAUCAAAACCUUUAUUUUCCACAUUGUACACAGUUGCAUCAUUUACUGUAUUGGAGUUGUAUAAUAAUAAGUAAUGUGCUGUCAUAAUAUUGGGAAACUUUGGCCACAAGUCAAAGGAGUGUCAAGUUGUAACAAAGUGCAGCCUCCAGGUGUAUCUGCUUAAAACCAUGUGUAUGAUGGAGCUCCGGUGGCCUCACUCUUAAAGGAACCAUCAUGUUCAGAUCUGGACCUUUGCUGUUUGUCAGCCCUCAUCUCUUCUUUUUUUUUUUUUUACGUGUAUGUGUUUAAUGAAGAGCUCUGCUGGGAAAACUGUUGACAGUGACUCCUUUCUGUCUUUCCUCAGAGGGGAGUGUCCGGAUAAUAAGAUCCUGACUGUGGAGUAUCCCUGUGUCAGAGCCGGGGGAAAGAACGGCACCUGCUUCAGGUAAGACUCUUUUCACUGCGUUUAUUCCACUCUCACAAGCCUGAGCUCCUAAGUGAGACAACAAGGGGGCACUGAACAUUUUACAUUCAGGUUUUAAGCUGACUAUCUGUCCCAAAGCAGCAAUUCGCUCCAGGACACUGAGAAGAAGAUGAUGAUUUCAGCAGAGAGGACAAAACCUGAAACUUCUGUAGCUGUAAAUCUAUCUCUGUAACUGGUUCAGUUUCCAGAGCUCUACACCGAGUAUCCAACUUUCUGAAACUGUAUCUUCACUUCAGAGAGAAAUAAAUAUAAAAUAACCACCCUGUGAUAGACCAGUGAUCCUCACUGGUGACGCAGUUUGUGAAACUGUGUCCUAAUUUGCAACGAAGCAGCCAAAAGGUCAAGAUGACCUUACCUUGUGCUGUAACUUUUACUCACUGAGCUGUUGUCCAUCACUCUGGCUCUGUGACAGUAAAACUUAAGUUGAUCUUUUUGGCUCUAGAGGGAAAACAUUUAGGGAAACAUGCCCCUCAGGGAGUUGAACCCAAAUUAUAACCUAAAAAGAAGAAGUGGUCUUACAGUAGAAGUUGAGAUUAGUUAUUUUUACCUCACUGUGUCCUUAAAGAGGACCACAGACCGCUAUUAGAGAUUACAAACACCAAAUUUGGUUUAACUUAGCAACCAUCAGUGUUGAGGAAUGUGUAUUGAAGAUAAAUACCGGAAAGAGGAUGUGAGAGAGGUAAACGUGGCAGUUUUAAGAUUUAUCCAGAUGAAAUUAGUUCCUUUUCUGCUCUUCUCUCUUCUACAACCACUCUCCAGGGGUCUCAUUUAUGGAAAUAUUCUCUGAUUUAAUAUUUGAGCAUCAGGGGACAUACUGUAGGUUAAACAAUAUAACUGGAUUCAGUGCAGGCCUUGUAAGAUUCAAGCUCAUGAUACAUCAUCCACAUCAGGAGAAAAUCAAUGUAAAUCAAUCUCUCUGACGUUUAGAUAACUUCCCCCCUGAGCUAAUUCUGGACUGGGUUUGGUUGCUGCUGUUACAGAAGAUCCUUUAAUAAAUGGGGUAGCAGGUCUGGUGUGAGGCCAGAGCAUCAGAUCUGUUCACUGUCAGGGUCAGACUGUAACAGGCUCUGUGUCCUGUUUAAUUUCUGGCUCUUAAAGAGAAGUGGCGUGCCUCAGGAGGUGGCUUGAAUGAGGUUGUAUUUUCCUUUCUUUGUCUCUCAAGGCGGUUCAGACCUGGAUCUAAUUGAUUUUUCAAAUAACUGCGGGGAUGAACAGAUUGGUCCACUGUGUCUGUGCAGAAAUAUUACUUUGAACUCAUUUUCAGUGGAAGGAGUUUGUUGUUCAGACGGGGGUAAGUUAGCAGUGACUACAAACGUUCAUCUUUUUAGGCAUGCAAAGUUGGAGUUUCAGUUCAGGAUGUUUAACUUCCUCUCUUAGGCCAGAGUUUAUUUGUUGCAUGUUUGAAUUACAUGACUGAAUCUAAGAGUAAUAUAUAAGUGUUGAAGGGUAUCUAGGAGGUGCAGCAGUUGAUCAUGCUACACUUAUUGCAUAGAAGAAAAGAUAGGAGAUGUUGAUGCAGGCAGAUGAUACAGCCACUGAGAAAGACAACAGGGGGCAGCAGCAAAACUGCCAAGUAGACCAGACGCAGGGCUUGUGGCCCUCGUUGUCCGCACACAUAGGUAUUUUUUAAAGGGGUGUGCAUUGAGCUACACGUGUAUGCUUCAGCAUAUGCACAGGUCCCACACAGAAGCAUAAACCAGGCUUAACUCUUCAAGUCUGUUGACUUUUAUCUUCAUUCAACCAGUCCCUUAAGCAUGAACACUGCCAAUGUUCUGCUUCACUGACUUUGUGCCUGUUUCCUUCAGUUUGGUAGAUGUCCCUUCGCUCAGCUCUGUGUUUUCAACACCCCUCACUCUUUUUUCGUUGCUCACCUUUUUGUCAGCCAUGGAAAAUCAAAAGCUUCUCUCAAAGUGAGACACAAGGAAUAUUAACAAUGAUUGAUCAUUGCCUUAAAAUGCUAAUAACUACAAAGAUUUUCACUACAGGUCAACAGGCAGAAGUGAAGAUGAUUGGACUCCUUUCUGCAGAUUGACCAAUAUCACGGGUUCUCUCUCAAACAAUCAAAAGACAGUGGAAAAGACAUGUGCAGUCAAAAAAUACAGUGAUGGUGAAAUUUAUUUAUAGCCGGCUCACAAGGUGCCGUGCAAAAAAUAUUUACAAAAAGGUGAAAAAAUUGUCAAAAUUCUAUUUACAACAAUGUACAAGGCAGAAAAAAAGACAAUGCCAACAAGGUGAGAGUUCAUCAAUAACUCAGGAUUCAGCGACACAGCAGCAAUACAAAAAAUCAGUUCAAGGUUACAAUUCACCCAAGACAAAAAGGCGCUAAUAGCCCUCCGUACAGCCCUUGAAAAUGCAGUAAAUCUGACAAAAUAUCACAGAUGAACUCUACUGGUGUGCUCCGGCGGUCACAUGACUCCCAAAAGUGCGCAGCCUUGCACUAUUUACUGACAGAUCAGGAAAUGCUCCGGUUUGGCUUAUAAGAUGGCAGUCGGGGAAUGACGGGGCGUUUAGCGGCCCUCCGUUACAACCACUCACUUGUGCGGUCAUGCUGCUCACUCUGUUGUUGAGUAUCAGUAACCAUCGUUUUGGGGGUUUGAGCCAGUCAGUAGGAAUAGACAUUAUUGGUUGACUGAAUGUUGAACAUUGUGUCAAUCUGAAGGCUACUAGACUUACUAGUCCUUUAGACAAUUUGAUAACCCUACUAAUCAGAACUCAGUAUUUAUUGGAAAUGUUUGCUUGGAAGUGGGUGAAUACUGACUGUGCUCUGGUGGUAGCUAAUGGGAUAUUAAAUGUGUUUACAUGAAACGAGGUGUUUUUGUCCCAGAUGGUCACUAUCAACUUCUUUGCUUGUCAAUCAUAUGUGAUCCACAGCCUGGACUUCACUUCAUCUUACCACCCUGAGGAAAAUGGCCACAAUAUGAAUAAUAACUGUGGGGUCCUCACAGUUUUGUUUGAGUUAUGCCUACAUUUGAAAGAAGCAAAUAUGUCUAUAGUAUGACCAUUAUAAGUAAGAAAAGAUAAAAAAAAAUAGUACCAAAUCAUUGUUCUGAAGCCACUCUGUUUGGCUGUAAAUCUGAAGAGAAAACUUCUUCUAAGAUGAGGACUUAUUGAUGUGUUUGACAAAUGUUCAAUCAUCUGUUAUCAUUUUUGAGGGGUUGCAGAUCGAAUAAAGAGCUGCCAACAUUCAUAUAAACUCUGAAGCUAUCCAUGGCCUGAGUCCACACAAUGUGGAAACACUAAAUAGGGUAUCUGCUGCUAGCUGUGAGUGGGGUCUCUGUUUUUUUACAAGACUUCUUUCACUUCACACUUACUGUAUGUGUUUGAUGGUAUAGCCUUUCCUUUUUUGAGUAGAACAAGGGUUGCAAAGGACAUGUUAAUGGUUAAAUCUUCUUUAAGAGCAGUUAAACAAGUUAUUUUACUUCCUAACAUUUCACUUUUGUGUGCGUUUUAUUGUUUUUUGAAGAGGCAAUUUAAAGCAGCACAUGCUCAACUCUUAAGGUCUUGUGUGCCAUUAUUACUACAGAAAACACUGCAACACUCUCCACAGUGUAUGUGGAGAAAUCCCAGAUUUGACAACAUGGCCAUAAGUAGUUACAAUUACCAGGAUAUGAUUGGACAAUUGAGGUUUUUAAACUACAUUUGACCCAGACCCGGCCAGACUGACAGUCUAAUCUCCAUUCAAAGACAGGCUGGACUUUUUCCAAUAGUGCCUAGUUUUCUUCUCUUAUUUCUUCACCUGGCACUUCUCUCUCGUAUUGUAAUAAUCUGGGGGAAAAGUAAUAUUCCUCAUAGUUUUGAUUGAAAGUGACAUACUAACCACCUAAAAAAUUCACACCUUCCCGUGGAGGUAGCCAGGCUGCUAUGAAAACAGUGAAAUAAAUUGCUGUGCUUAUUGUGCUGUGGUUACGGUAAUAUCAAACAUAAGGCAGGAAUUUUAUGAAAAGAGACUUUUUAUCUUCAGGACUCUCCAAAAGGGAGGUUUAAUAAACAAUGAUAAAUAACUUUUGAUGAUUCAUGCCAAAAAAUGAAACUUUCUUUCUCUGUCUCUGUGUGCUUCUUGCAUUUGGUUUCUCUCAGUUUGGCUGAUGUUCUCCACCUCAGCAUUAUCUUUUUUUGCUGGUUUUCCAUCCUAUGUGUUGAUGUGUGAACGCUUGUGUUCAAAAUGCCUGAAAUACAAACAUCUAGGUGGUUUUUGUGGUGUUGUGCAGACGUAAACCCUCACUUCUCCCACCAGAUAAACAAAGAUCUCACCCUCUGUGGGUCUCCAGCUCUUCCUCUGUGGUUUCUCAGUGUGAAUCAGCUCGAUUUCUGCAUUUCUAUUGUUCUGGCCAUUUUAUAUACUCGUUCAGUCGAUGCUGGAGGUCAGAAUUCAGCUGUGCCAAGCUAAAUAUACGGUACAGGGUUUAGUACCAGAAUCUGAGUGAUGUGUGAGUGUGCAUGUUUAUUUUUGUGUCUGUGUGAAUUGUCUCUGUAUUGGCUGUUUUGGCUGCUGAAGCAGGUUUACAAUGAUGAGAGUUGGUUUUCUGCCACUCUCUCUCUAAACAACAUCAUCUUUGAGUCCAGCUCUGACAACACCGACAGCUCCACUGAACUAUAAACCAUCCUUUACUUGAUUGGCGUGUUGUUCUGGUUUAAAUGACCCUGCAGGGCUCCCAUAGUGCCGCAGAUAACACUCAAACUAUCAUGUUGCAGAGUGUGAGCUCAGGCUCUUUCUCAGAUCAUGUUAGGGAUGAUAAAUGCCAAGGAGAUUGAAUUUUAUUAUUUCCAUACUUUAUGCUGCUUUUGCUGCUGCAGUGAUUCAUCUCUCCCAGUAAGCUCAUGGUGGUUUUGCAUCCUCAGACUCCCGUCAGUUCAUAAGCAGUGAUCCUCGUCUGUCUCUGCAGUAUCAUCACACAGAGGGGAAGGGGAUGUUAAUAAUUUCUGCUGGUUUUGAGAUGUCCUUAUGCUUUAACUGUUUUCAUACACACAGAAUACACAUGUGUGUUUUAUUUUAUUGCAGAGUUGGACUGAGAAACGUCUGUAGCUGAAGAGUUUUAUUUACACAAGAACGAUCAUGCUGGUUUUUUCCAGUCUCUGCCAAGUGGAGUCAGGCUUGAAUUUUCAGUUUAUAAGUCACACAUUAACACUAAAUGCCAUCCAAGCAGCUUCAGUAAAUAAAUGUCAUAAUGGGACGAUAAUAAAACCACAGUACUGUCAUUCAAAAACGUAAUCAACCCUUACUGUGAUGAAAAGAUAGGAUGAAAAACAAAACUUAGAGAACAAAAGUGCAGGGAAACUCUCCUUUAAACAUAUAAGCUUUUGACAUUUUGAAGAUGCUUUUGGCUGUAAGGCCUUGAUAUGCUCAAGAGUUUGCCUUUCACAUGCCUUGCACCUUACAGCGUGAGAUUAUUGCUGUCAGAUUCACAUCCAUGGCUAAUUCUACUCACCGUGCAUGGAGGAGGAAAGCAAGUGCAGGAGAAGAGAAAAAGGACCGAUCUGCCUCAUAAUAAAUGUUUGUGUUAUUGUCACUGAAACAUGAGAUAUUUCAGAAUCACAAACACAACAGUAAAACCAAUAAACUGCCUACUGAGGCUGUAAAUCUUUGAGGACACAAUAACAUUAGGAUGUUUGCUGGAGGCAAAUAGAAGUCAAACUGGCGACAAACACAUAUCACUACCACAAAGUUAAAGGCAAAACAGAGGACCUCAAAUGUAGUCUUGUUGUAUUGUUUGAUGUCAGAAUAGAGAAGUAACAGUGUUGAAUCAAAACUUAAAUUUCUACCAUAUACCAGCCGCUAAAGCCCAUCAACAAAUGAAGGCAGCUUUGGUUGGACACGAUGAGACACAGGAGUGGACGAAAGUGACCACCAAAGCUGCCUUUGUGUGCAUAAAACCGAUAUUCACAGCUGAAUGGAUGGGUGGCAUUUUGUAUUUUAAGGGUUAUCAUCACCCUCUGAUCAGGGGAAAAUUUUAUUUCUUUGUAAAAUUAACUUUUUUUGGCAAAUUAGCAGAUUAUAGCUUUGUUAGCAAAAACUUGAGAAAAUGCCUGUCUUCCUGUUGAAUGAUUGUUCAGGUGAUCAAGCAUGAAUGUAAAGACUUAUACUGCCUCAGUUAGUUAUUAUGAUGCAAACUUUGCUUUUGUAUCAGAUAAGAAUAAAUGGCCAGUCAUCCAUAUUUAGACAGACCUAAGUUCCCUUUUGCUGUUGUUGAAAAUAAAGCCUGAAAUGACUUGACAGCAGGCUUAUUCUAGUUAACCUGCCUCUAGCCAAGCCUCGCCCACCAAAACUGACCUCUAACAAAAUGAGGGUCGAUCCAAAUUCACAAGUUCACUCAUCAUAAAUAACAUCUUGCUUACUCACUCACAGUAAAUGUGUCAUACAUAUGUGCCAUGAAACAAAUCAGCUCACCCUGACUUCCCUCAGACUCUUCACCAGGGGACUGGUGGGUAAAUGUUUGAAUAAAGUCGACUUGUUUAUCUUUGUCGUAAAACACAGCCAAACCCUGCAUUUGACCUAAAAAUUUGCUGAGAAACAGAGAAUAAGCACGAUGCGUGGUACAACAAAUUUAGUGUGGUUUUAAGAUCAAUACUGAGUAUCAGACAUACCUGAGUGAGGCUCCAGAUUUCCCAACUCUUGGUACUAAAAUGCUGCAUUCAAGUGCUUUUCAUGGCUCCAUAAUUGCUGUGUAAUUAUUUGCCAAAUUGGCCUCUGUGUAGCAAGAGUUAGUGGGCCGACUUAAGCCAGAAAGUUAAACACGGUCUGUUUUCUGUGUUUCUGAUGUACAUGAUUGUAAACUGAGAAUUUGGGGUUUUGGGGCUGAUUGUUGGACAAAAUAAAACAAUUUGAAAAUGACUCUAUGGCAUGCCAUGAUGACACAGCGCUUCGUAAGCCUUGGCUUCAUAGUUGAAAGAUUGAUUUGAAAGAGAAAAGCAAGCAGGCCCAGAGGAAUUGAAAAGUAACCCGCCCCUCGAGGCACAUUGGUACAUGAUCCAGGCGAAAAAGAAAGAUACUAGCCAAAAUGUGUCCAUCUUCAUAAAUAAAACAAAAGGUUGUAAUUUGAUGAUUCCCUCAGAUAUAUCCAUGUCCAUGUCUUUCUCAUGCAUUAAUGUAAUAACUAAAGACACAAGUAUAAUUUGUAGAUAAAUUUCUCUUAGCUCUACCAAUCAUUUUCUGUCGUGCUUUUCUCAACAAACACCUUCAGUACAACAAAUUCAGAGCAUGUGGUCAGAUGAAAACAGUCCAACUCAAGCUGUUUGAAAAACAAGAAAGAGUCGAGGUCAGAAAGGAACAAGGAAAGCUUAAAGUCAGUGUUUCAUGUCCUGAGGUUUUCUGGCUCAGGUUCUUCAUGUUCCUUGCCUGCAUGGAUAUCUUACAGCUGAGUCACCCAGAGUUUGAUCAUUCUGGCUGAAUUUCUGCCUCUGAAUCCUCUUUGCAGGGGUCUGAUAUCAUUCCACUAUUGGCCACUUACACACAUAUUUGCUUUAAAUAACUUAUUCAUUUGUUACAGAUGAGGUUCUCACUCUCGGUCCCUCCGCACACACAGAUGUGCUCAGCCUCACACAUCCUCACAGCAUCACAACACCUCAGGGCUCUCUACUAAAAUGAUUUGCUUAUUACCUGAAUUUUAAAACUAAAUGUACUCUAUGUUCCAGGGACAUGAUGCAAGCUACAGAAACAUGUGAUUCAGACACAUAAGAAACCUUUUGACCACAUCCACAUCCUGUCCUGACUCAUUUUAAACUCAUACAGGACUCGCCUUUGUGAGCAUGAGAUUGCGUGCUGGAUGUUGGUCAAGCAGCAGGAAGGUCUCUUUACAACUCAUGCCAACCCAGAUGUGGAUGGUGUCCACAUCUGAUAUAUAAGGUAGCUGCUUUCUGUUUCCUUCUCAUACUGCCAAAUCUCCGUUUGGAUUUUCGCUGUUAAAAAAAAACGCACAUGUAUCCUGAAAAACCAUUAAGUCAGAGUAUUGUUCUUUCCAGCUUUUUUUCCCUGUGUUUCCUUGUUUGGAAAAGUCUAAAGUCAAAUUCCUCGUCCAAAUACUUUGUGGUUUUAUCCGUUUCACCCUCUUUAUGAAUGAAAGCAAAAUUACUUAAUUGCUGCUCUGUUUAAAAGAUAUCCAAUUUUACAUGUCCCAGUCACUAUGUAAUUGGCCAAAUUUUGAGAAUACUUGUAAUUUUUUCCACAUAAGGUAAUUUAACUCACAACAAUUUAAGAAGCCAAUGCAGAGCAAACCUCAAUUCGACCACAAUGAUCCAACUUUCAGCUCAACCACAGUUGUCCUUCUCACAGGAGAAAAAACUUUCAAUCCAAGCCUGUCCAAUUCUCCCAUCCCUCCAAGAAGCUCCUCCAAACAGAUAUUUCCCACAGUUGUUUGGUGCAAAUUUUUAAAUGUCAUAAAAUCGACGGCCAAAAUUUACAGGAAAAAGACACUUCAUCAGUUUUAAAUCACCCCAAGAUGUUGAAAUGAUGCCCAUCCCCCCCUCUGUCAGUCAGUCAGUGUUUGUCGUAAAAACAGUGAAAGCGUUCAUCGACCCUAAAACAAAACUUUAUGACUUAUUUGUUCUCCCGUUUACACUAUCACAAAGUCAAAAAUCUGUGACUUUAAGCAGAUUUCUACUAAACUUUCCAACAACCCUUCCAGGCUAAGCUUUGCUUUGUGUCCAGCUCGUAAUAAAACUAAACAUUAGCUUGUUUAAAUAUUGUUAGUGCAAAUUAAGUUGGUUUAUAUGACACACGGUCUCAUGGUGAAUCAGUUUGUGAGGGUAAUCAGUGCUGACAAACUGACUUUUGCUUUUAAGACAUUACACUGUUGCACGAAACAAAAGACUCACAAACUUGCUUGUGAUACUUUUGGUCUUUCAAAUUCGUUCACACUUGGAAAACAAAUAUUUGCAGGCAGAUUUAACUCAGACUACUUCUGCUGAUGGUCUGGAUUACAGUAGUCUUUUUUAACUCCUCAGGUUUAUCCACAGGCCACCUUUAUGGUUUUUGAAAUUAAAGGUGUGUAGAUAGUAAAGGUUAAACUACAAUUAAUUAUUUCUCAAAAAGGCUACAUGUUCUGGUGAGACGUCACUACAGUAAUGGCUGCUUGCCAACCUCUGGAGUUAGGAUUGAGUUCAUUCAGCAUUUAACUCCCACAAUGACAUUGAUAUGGAGCCUGGGAGGUGACAUAACUUUUUAAUUGGCACGUGGGAUUUAACUGUUCGUUAAUAAACAAAAUCAUUUCCUCCAAGUCCAAAUAUCGCUGACAGCAAAGUCACUGUGCUUCAAGGAUCCUGAUGAGGUUUUCUCUUACUUAAAACAAUACCAAAUAUGGCUAAGCUAUAAAGUAUCUCUUUGUGAGUCGUACCUAAAUGAAAGAAAACGUCGAUAAUAUGGUCUCUGUCCAUGACACUGUCCUUCUUCUCACAAAUGAAGUGUGCAGAGGAUUAUUUACAAAAAUGCAUGCGCAAGAUACAAAUAAACUGCCAGUUCGAGAUACUAAAUCGCCUGUAUGAUAUAAUAAAACGCAAUUUCGAAUCGCAGGCGCCCUACAUUGAUGAUUGUACAAUGCUAAAAAGCUAAAUGCAUCCACAGGAGAAUAAAGUGUGUGUGCUUGAGUGGACACAUACUUCAUGUUGGGCCUCCAUAAAUUAGUGUCCUAAAUGGGCCCUCAUUAAAAAGUCUGGAUACGCCCCAGACACACACGGCUGUGACUUCACACUUAUGUUUGAUUGCUUUUAGUGAGUGUAUGUUGUUAGUGGUUUGGUUUCACUGUGUCUCUUUAAACACCGUGAGUCUGGGAUAGUUUGACUUUACUUUGUGUUUUAUGCAAUCUGUGUGACUUCCUAAAAGGGGUUAUUGGAGAUUAGCUAUUUGUUUGUUGAUGUUCACUUAAGAGCUCAGAGUCAAUGCUCCUUAAACAGAGCAGGCCGGCUCAUGUAAUCAUCCUGGGACGUGGACAUGAGGGCCUGUCACGACAUGCCUGCAGAGUGGAUACCCGUGGUUUUCAGUGUCAUGCUACAGUGUAUGUUUGAGGCAUAAUUUAAACAUCCUGCCAAACAAAAGUUCAGCAUGUUUCUUUUAUUUGUUUUGUAGAUCAGGAAAACUCCUUGUUAGCGUGAUGAAACUCAAAAGUGGUUCAAAACAGACGUCGAUUCGUUUCUGUGCACCAAAUCUAGCACACACCCUCUCACCCACAGUUGCCCUGUGCGUCACCCAUAAACAUUUAAAGUGUUCAUUAAUGGGACCCGACUCAAGGCCUGGAGUACAUCUCCCCCCUACAGCUUCUCUUUCCUUUCUAGCCUCUGAUUCUCUGUUUCUCAGCAGAGAGACAGAAGCCAGGCCUCUGUUUAGUAGCCUGAGCAUUAAAGACAGGGCUGAGUUAGGGUCAAAUGAAAUAAACACUGAGUUUGGGGCAUGCUUAGUGUUGUUUUUUAGAGCACUUGAUGAGUUUCACGCAAACCAGACCGGGUCAGAAAGGGUUAAUGGUGAGAAAUUGAUCCUGUCCUUGUCCCUGUCAAAAAAGAUCAGAUCUGACUAUUUUAAAGGUUUAAGAAAUACGAAUGACAGGAACUACUUAAGCUGAGCACCAGCAGUCUCUUCUUGUGUCCCUGUGGCCUCUUGGGAUGGCGGUGCCCUUUGAUGGGGAAGCAGAGGGCAGAUCUGCGGUGUGAUUGACCCUCAGAGAGUUCAGGAUGUGUCGAGUUUCAGCAGUUAAAGCCCUGAAAAAACACAGAGGGGGAGACACAGAGUCAGUUUACUGGACAAAUGAUGACCUGAUGAUUGAACACCUGACUGACUGACUCACUGAUUGAUUGAUUGAUUUGUUUGGGUUCGAGUGAUUGAGUAACACACCAACAGAUUUCAGCUUUUCCAUGCUUGUGUGGGAUGAUGCAAAAGUGUAAACUUUGCCCCUUGACAUAUUGGACUACAGAUAAAGCUGUGUUAUCUUGAGGCCCUAAGCUCCCCUAAGCUCCCUCUCAUCUCCUUGUUUCCUCCUAAAUUAUUUGUAUAAUGCCUCACUUCACUCCUUACCCUACCUUGUCAAACACUAUAAAAACAGCUGACUCCCCGUGUAACCACUCUCUUAUCUUUACUCUCUUAGUAGAUACUAUCUUGUGCAUCUUACAUAGUCACAUGAAAGUGGUCACAAGUGGGUUGGUACCACCAGCUGCUAAUCAAAUGUCCCCCUGAGGGACGAUAAAGCUUUCUAAACUCAUGAGCCACUACACCACUAACAUUACAUACCAUCACAUAUUUCAUAUAAUGUCCAGAUUCAUCCACAUCACCGGUCCUGUGACUGAAAACUCUUUGGUGCAGUCAUCCUCAUAACAAUUGUCAUGCUUUUAUUUUGAUAUUUCUUUCAGUCUUGUGUCUAGAUUGCUUUAUUUCCUGCACUGUGAAACAUUGCUUUUAUUUUGAAGUAAACUACUUUUGGUAUAUUGUAAGUUACAGAGCUGAAAAAACAGUGAAAUGAACUGUUAGAAAGUACAAAUGUUCAGUUGAUUAGUCACCAGUAGAGGUACCGGCUUUAACAUUGUUUUUAGACUCACAAUCUAUCUUGGAAAGAAAGUUUUAUGAAAGUGUGUAAUCACCUCUCAAAGAGCUGCUACAGGUAGUUUGCUAGCCGUCUGCUUCUUCAUCUUCAUCUGUCCUCUGUUGAAAGACACUUGGCCCAGCGUCAGGAUUUCUACCAUGAAGUCAUGGUGUUACAAUCUGCUUAUUGUUCGUAGAAUAUCAUUAUUUUAACUGUUUGAUUAGAUGGUUAAUGCCAAUACUUGUGUGUUGCAGUCGUACAGAUGUACUCUUGACUGAGUGUGCUCCGGUUACUAGCAGCCCUGGCUAGCUGUGGGGGUGAACGCUAUAGUAUCCCAAUGGUCUGUUAAUGUAUAGAGCUUUCUUUAAGGAGAGACACCAGCAGCACACUAAAGCCUGCUUUAUGCUUCUGCGUCUGGUGACAUUUGCUGUAGGUCUGCGCUACUUUUUACCUACACAGAAGCAUACAUGUGCAGCCCAAUGUCUUUUUUUAAAAAUGUAACUGGUGAAACAACACAGACUGCGAGUCCUCUGACUGGUUCGCUUGAUGUUGGAUGUUUCCAUGAUCGCCUCUUCCUCAGAGGCAGUAUAGUCCAUCUCCUCUAACACCUCCUCUCUUUUCAUCUUGGUAACAUUUCCAGCAUGAACACGCCACACAAAAUAGAUUAGCUCCAACUUCAACACAUUAUGCUUCAAUUUAGUAGGACUUGAAACUCGUGAUAUGACGAGCAUAAACAUUGGACUGCUAACUAGUGUUGAGGGCUGUGUUAUUGCAGAGCGACAUGGACACUGAUGCGGGUUUGAAGUAUUCAUGGCGGCAUUGGCUACUUCUCUGCAGAGUCAAGACAGAAGUAUAAACCAGACUGUAAAGUGAAUGUGUGUGAGUCACUGCAUUUGGACCAGAAGCUUUUGUUUCACAAGGUUACUGUUACAUGUCUGGAUAUUCCAAAGUGAGUAAUAUCCUUAUUACGUACGCAAAACUGUAAAUUCUGACUAACCUAUUCGUCUAAAGGUCAGAACACAGUCAGAGCUCAGCACUGUUUCAUUGACGUAGUUGAUCCAUACCAGUCAAUGGGUGAAGAGUGUUCAGUUUUCAGACACGGCAUUUCAGACACGCAACUUUAUUUUUGAUUUGUAAACCACCUUACUACAGCAGGAUGCCAUGUCAUAAAAAUCUGUUAUCAACCAACACUUCUGGUGACAAAUUUUCACAUUUCUAGUUAGAGGCCCAGACAGGCAGAUUAUAUGUACAUUUAAACAUCAUCAGAAAAGGGUUAGUGACAUGUAAGUAAUCAAACUGAAACACACAAAUAUGUUUGUGAAGUUGAUUAAUUAGGAAAUGUGUUGCUUCACCCAAACUUUCCACCUGUUUUCUUUUGUGCACGUGAUUGAGAUCUGAACCAAUUCCUCCAAAAAUAGGAAGACGGUUGCACUUUUAAGAAAAGAUAGACCUAAAGACACAAUUAAUGAAAGUAUAACAGUUAAUUUUCACAUUUAAAUCAAACUGAUUUUAUCUGGUUUGAUGUCCUUAAAUAUUACACCUUAUCAUGUCACUGUUUUCAGUAUUGUGCAGAUCGAGUAUUUCUUCACAAGCUGCACACUUUAUAGACAUUUCAACUGAAAAUAAAUUCUCCAAACAGGCCGAGGGAAAGCAGAACAAGAGCCACCAGCGGGAUAAAAGAGAGCAAUAGCCCAGCAGAUUAGAUAUAAAAUAAACUGAACUAAUGAGUUAUUCAGAUAUCUAAACACUGACAUGACAGCUACUGAGACUAACAAGGAACAUGAAGGGUGAGCAGGGCAGAUAAAUCACAUGAGAGGAAAACACAAUGUGGGGGUCGCCUCUUUCUCACAUUGCUGUACUGAGAUAAAGUCAUUAUCUUAUUAAGUUUGUACACUAAGUCUGUUUACAGGAGGAAUGACAGCUAUUUAACAGUGAUGAACUACAUGUCGAGUUUAAUAGUAUUCUGACGUUAAAAGCUCAGUAAAGACAAAGAGAAGGAUGACAGAGGAAAUCUAAAUAUUAUCCAGCGUCUGUAAACUUGGUCUGAAGUAAAUCACUUUUAAUUUCAAAUGUGACCAGAACUGUCAGUCUAUUAAGCCUUUAAAUCAAAUAAGUAUUUCAUUUUUUUUUGUCUAAAAGGCUUUUUCAUGAGGCUAUGACUUGUUUUAUCCUCAUCGCAGCCCUCUUCAUAGCUUAUUGUUAACAACCACUGAAAAACAUGCAGCACACAUCAGAUUUUUAAAACCUUAUCAUACAGACAACUUACUAAUAGCUAAUAGUAAAAUGGGAUAAGAAACAUGACAAAACUUUGCACAUGUGAGGGAACUCCUGCAGGCUGCUGGCAGAUGUAAAAUAGGAAAAGAAAGUUCAGGAGAGGGGGUCUGUGGAGGUAUUUUUUGAUCCAAAGGAAAUAAAGCUGCUCCCUGGCAGGCCGAGCGCUCUUCUCUGCAGGGGGAUUUCACUGGAAACCACGUAAAGGUCUUUACACAGAGCAGGAGGGAGAAAUCAGAGCUGAGAGGGAAGCUGCUGACUGUUUUCUCUCUCUCCUGUAAGUGGCUUCCCACCUUGACCAGAACAUGUGGCUGAGCUGAUGGACACGAUCAGUGAAUCAGACCUUUACUCUCACUCACACAUCUCCUACAAUUUUUACUUCCACUGUCGUCCUCUCACUGUGUUACUUUCACUUUAAUUCAUCCUGAUCAGUUCGUCUUUCUCCACGUCUCUCCCCCUCACUCUCGCUUUGUGACUCAUCUUCAGUCUUCCUUGUGUAUUUAUUGGUCUGAUCCUCUCACUCCCCCUUCCUCUUUGUUGUCCUCUUUGGAUCAGAAACAUCUGUUCUGUCAUAAAUAUGACUACAUUUUGACCAAUCAGGAACAGAGUGAGACUCAGAGUCUGUGUUUUCCUUUUGAGCAACAAUGCUGUUUAGUCUAAGCAGCUGCUUUGUGUACAGACUGAUAUAACAUGUGCAUGUACAUGGUGAACAUAAACAGAAGUUUCUUUCUUUUAAAAUGGAAAUAAGAUUAGCUUUGUUUUUCUUAGUCCAGUUCUCCACUGGUUCAGCUGCAGGUUCCACCACCACCGUCUCUUUUAUGUCAAUUAUAAAAUCUUUUGUAAAUCAUGAAUUUACAAAGUGUUUUGAUGCAAAAGCAAAGGCAAUUAAAGGGAUAUCCCGGCAUGAAAUUAGGUUAGGGUCAAACACACCAUAACGAGUUAGACAACCCGAGAGAUAAAUGUUGCCGACCGCUUGCUUCUCUAGUUAUACCAUCUAGCUUUGCCUGAUUUCUUUAGCAAAGAGACCAAACACAGCUCACCCACUCUCCUCUAGCAGCCGCUUGUUUGUGGGGGGAGUCCUGACGAGUCAAUCACCGAGUGCAGCGGAUCAUUUCCACGAAGUAAUAAUCAUCAUAUCAGUCAUUUUGCACUGCAGACGCAUGAGUUCUUCUGCCUUAGCAUCUUGGUCUGAUUGUAUUUCCAUGAAGAAAUGGUCAGAAAUUUUCUUCCUUGGGCAACGAAACUCUGCUGCACUCGGUGAUCGACUUGUCAGGGCUCCCCCUCAAACACAACUUGGGUAAGUUGUGUUUAGUCUCUUUGCUAAAGAAAUCAGGCAAAGCUAAAAAGAUGUUUGGUGGCUAGUACUAUGGCUAGGACCCUAUUUGUACUGUUGAUGAAGUUAGGCACUAUUCUGAGCAUUAUUUGUAGCUAUAGUGUGGCUUUUUGAUUGAGGUUUGCACGUGGAGACGUAGACCGCUGUGUAUUGCUAUCGCGCGGUCGUUGCUAAUGUUUGUAUAACUAGAGAAACAAGCGGUCGGCAACAUUCGUCUUUCAAGAGGGUGUCUAACUUGGUGUUACGGUGUGUUUGACCCUAAAAUAAUUUUACGCUGGAAUAUCCCUUUAAAGCAGCAAGGCAUAAGGACUCAAACAUGUAAAAACAUAAACCAAAAUGUAAUCCACACAAUAUAAUAACCCAAUAGCCGAAACCUUUAACAACAGGAAAAUCCAAACGAGGUGUAAAAUGAUGUAUGCAACCGAAAAAUAAAUAAAUAAAAACAAUAAAAGCAGGACAAAAAUGCAAUUACAUAAAAGCAAAACAAUAAAAACCAUGAAGGCAACUUUCUGUGAAUCAAUGGCGACAAAAAACAUGAGGGUGUUAAGCGUAAAGCAACUAGUGGUGUAAUAAGAAAUAUGGUACAAAAGCAAAAAUGGGAUUACAAAUUCAGGUAAAAUGGCAAAUAAAAGCAGAUUUACAAACAAGAGUUUUAAGAAGUGAUUUAAAAGAUGUGACUCCGAGAGGUUGAUAAAAGUCAAGGAGUCCUGAUGGCAAAAGCAUGAUCUCCUUUAAAGCAACUGUGAGGGUCCCUAAACCCGAGGAUCUGAAGCAGGUUGACUCAUGAGGAGUGAACAGUUGAAAUAUUAACCUUUGAGCCGGACCCUGACAUGUUUUAAAAGUGAUCAGCAGAAUCUUAAAAGCAAUUCUGAAUCAAUUAGGAAGCUAAUGUUGAGAAGCUCGACCCGGGCUGAUGGGGUGGCUCUCUUAAAAUAAGUUAGAGACCAUCUGCUGCUUUCUGGUGAAGACUGUUUUACGAUGACUGCCAACAAGGAGCGAGUUGUGUUGUCCAGUCAGGAGAUGAUUCAUGUAUGGAUUACUUCCCAAGAUAUGAUGAGGAGGCAGUGGUUUAAAUCUUUGACGUCAAGCAUAAUUGGAAGAAACAGGGUUGCUCUUUUACGCAAUUUUGCAUAUCAUUGAAUUAAAUGUUGUGCAAUUGUAUAAAAUAGAGAUGAAAAACAAAAAUUGAGUAAAAGAACAAACAACACAAGUCUCCUACAUAGAAAAUCUACUGGAAGAACAAAAAAGGUGGUGCACUACACAUAUACACAUACAGUAAAUCACUGACAGUAAGCUCUGAUGAUCAUUACUCAUAUAAAUCUGAAACUGAUUAAUAAUAAUUCAGUGAUCUGAAGUUUUUUCAUUCGCUCCCUGGAUGCUGAAUGCUACAAGAGGACAUCUCAUGAAAGCUUACAGUAGCACCAAUAACACAUAGCGCACAAGUCUACACAGAAAAAUCUUUUAAAAAAUCAAACUCCACAUGUGUCCAGGUCCAGGUGUAUUUAAGUGCUUUACCACACUGCUUAGCCAAUUCUUAGGUCAAUGAAACAGGCUGAAAACAGGCCGUGUGUCUUUCCCUCUCUGUGUUUGAAAAACAGAUGCAGAAUGUAUCACAUCACUGGAGUGUUAUUCAGCUGUAUCUGGCUGUAAAGACAGACGGCUGCUCUCUGUAGCAGGUGAUGAGAAGCAGGAGUGUGUGUGUGUAUGUGCGCACAUGGUCUCUCCUCAGUGUGUAUGUUAGUGUGUGGCUCCUUGUGUAAGCUGAAUUUUCACAGAGCCUGCUGGGAGCUGCAGUUGCAGGUCCCCCUCUAACAAGCCGUAAAAAAGCUAUAACAUCACUGCUGUGGCUGAAAAAAAAGACACGUGCAGUGUGAUGUUCUUCACUUUUUCUUUGAUGAAUCGAAAAUAUCUGUCAUUUUUCUUUUAAUAAUAUGUUUGUUCAUAAUAUUAUUGCUGAGUAAUAAUGUUCAACACACAGUUGACAUUUGACAUUUGGAGCUGCAGUGGCUUGUCCCUCAAUGAUCGGAUCAACGUAAACGAUAAACAGUAAGACUCAAUGCUAAAGCUAGUUAUGUCUAACAGCGGGAGGUGAUGUGAUUGAGUUCUUAAACAGAUAAGAAACACAUGUCUGCAUCAGUUAGUGUGUGGGUGUGUGUGCGCAGACAUAAAUGUAUGAGUUGUAGAGCAUGUGUGUGGGUUGCAUGUGGAUGUUGUUAAAUGUUUGUAUUGAAUAUCAGUUCAUUUGAUACUUUUACGAGUGUAUAUCUGUGUGUGUUUGUGUGUGCGUGUGUGCAGGUGCACGUGGAUGAGAUCAUCCUUUUGGUGCCCAAGUGGGUACACAUAGUCCUAUUUCACUGAGUAGAACAACACUUGAAAAACUGUAAACAUAUGUGUGCGUGUACAUGUGAUAUGCAGUAUAUGUAUGACGGUUGAGUGUGUGUGCGUCUGUGAGUGUGUGUGUUCUGGUGAUGAAAUCCCCUCUUGCAGCAGUCUACUGUUCAUCAUCCAGGAGAUUUAAGUGAGGCACUGACAGCCCUGUCUUCAGCUCAGUCCUCAUCAUUAACACAGGGGAUAAAGUUAUUUUGUCUUAAUCUUAAACUGUUAAAAUGUUCGAUGAAAUCUCAGUUCUCGCCAAGCUGUGAUAAAUAGUGGACUUACACAAAAGGGCAACACAUUCGCAGUGAACACGAUCCUCUGAUAGAUUGUUUGCACUGCAUCUAGAAGUCCAGAGGGACAUCCUAUUCAAACUAUCACUCUUGUUUCUGCCUUUGGCGUUUUCUCCCUGUGUAUUUUGGACGGCGAUCAACAAACCCCCAGCUGUGGGAACGGUAACCUGUUCAUUUUUCUCACACUUGGAGUUGACACAGGAUUUUUUUUUUUUUUCUUUCCAGCAAAGCCUUUACCGCUCUGAGUUUUGCCGUUUCACUACACAGAGCAGCACUUAGCUCCUUUGUCUUCAUUUUCUCAGAGAAAACCUUUACGAGGCCUUUGAGUUACACUUCCUGUGUUUAAUGGAGCUUUAAUUGUCUUCGUAGAGCUGAAGACCACAGUCGGACUUCCCAAAAAGACUCCAGUCACCUUCCUCCAUCUUUUUCUGAUUAGUGCACACCUGAACAGCCCUUUUACCAAACCCCAAUGCAUUUUUGUUCUUUGUAAAAUCUGCUCUCGAUUAGCUCUUUGCAGCGCUUUUGUUGCUGCUCUGUCACUGUCAAUACCCCAACUACACAAAUCACAGACCCACUGAUAACAGACUGGAAACACAUUGUUGUUGCGUUGUUGUUUGAAGUAGACGAGCCUUGCAUGAUGCGAGGUUUGAUUGACGGUUUGAUUGAAUUUCCCUUCGGGGGUAAAUUCAGUUAUUCUUAUUUUUAUAAUGCGUAUCCAUGCAGGCACAAAGCUUUGUCUCAUGUAUCAACACAACAAGGAGAGUGUAGCAGCUGGAGAGUGACUACAGUUAUAAAUCUCUCAUUACCUUCAGGAUUUUUCAUCACUAUGGCAGUCCACAAGGCUAUUUAGAAGACUUGGAUGACCUUCUUAGUGUUAUCAGUCCAUUACUUCAAGCCUCAGUUUGAGUCUCCAGUGGAAUCUUUGGUAAAAUCGCACUCUUUUAAAGACAGACUCUUCCUGUCUGGCAGGAAAACCUAUCCACACACAUCAUUUAUGAGGGAUCUGUUGUGACCUCACUUCUUUGCUGCUUUCACUCUCCCUUAUCUUUCACUUACCCAAUCCACCAUUUAACCUUCACCCCUGUGCACUUAACUCUGCACUGGAUCAUCACUCACCAUCUAUCACUAUCCGCACAGAUCCAUCCACUGACACGUGUUUUAAAGCCAGCAACAUGCAAAAAACUAAAAUAUCAGAUCCACAGGUCACCUGGGUCUCCUGCAAAGUUGUGUUCAAAUGUAGAUGAUCCUGGAUGCUGUGUUCAAGUUCGCUAAUUGAAUCAUGCAGAUAAUCUAACAAAAUGUUGUCAUUUGACCUCUUCCCACUUUAUCAGCCAAUAAAAAGACAAUGAAAAGUGAAGCUUUUGGACAGAGAUCAAGCUCUGAUUCUGGGUGAAAAGCUAAUCGGCAGCAAAAGUUAGCAUUGAGCCAACAUUAAUGUUUGGCACCAAACACUUUUAGGAGGUUUUUGCUUCAUUGUAGAGGAUUUUAAACUCCCCAGAUGUUAGGGCUUUGCUAGCUUAAACAUCAUUAAUCUCUGUGGUGAAGCUAACUAGGACUGGAAGAUUAAUCAGUUCUGUUUGUGUUUAAUGUUUUCUGGAGCUUUUUAUCGUGAAAGUGGCUGUGAGAAACCUAAAAACAGAAUAAACCAGAUUAAAGUGGGUGUCAGAGGUGAAUGCAUACAACACAUGAGGUAAUAUAUCCCCUACAAAAACAAGAAAACUUUUAUCUUUUAUGCCAGCUAACAUGUAAACUUGCCACUUAAGCUUUAUGACAGGAUGGGGUUAUAUUUCUAGCUUUAAACAGAUUGUUACACUUUCAGAGUUAUAGUGUUACACAGACAAACAUAUAAGCAAUCAAUCAUUACUAUUAUCUAAUGACAUAGGCUUACGCCUGUGUCAGACUAUUCACCAACAAUGUUUGAGGCGGUCAGGUGCCAAUGUAAGCAGUUGCCUUACAGGGAUAUUCUGGCGUAAAAUUAAGUUAGGGUCAAACACAUCGUAACAGCGAGUUAGACACCUCAUCCAGAGAUGAAUGUUGCUGACUGCUUGCUUCUUUCAUUAUACCACCUUUAGUAAUGCGGUCUAAGGAGCCAGCACAAACCUGGUGUGCGCGUGGAGACUUAGACCGCUGUGUAUUGUUAUCGUGCUUUUGUAACUAAAGUUGGUAUAACUUGAGAAGCAAGCAGUCGGCAACAUUCAUCUCUUGAGGGGGUGUCAAACUCAGUAUUACGGUGUGUUUGACCCUAACUUAAUUUUACGCCAAAAUAUCCCUUUAAGGUGUAACCUAUUGGUUAUCAAGUAUGUUAUUUUUGCUUUCUUUGAUUUGUGUUUGACCCUUCAGACUCAAGAAACUCGGUAAUAUCUGGUGACUUGUUCUAUACUUAUAAAAACCCUCCAAAUGAGUUAUUCUCGUAAUUGCACAUAUGUAAAACACAAGUUACCGUGUCUGGUGGUUGAAAGAGAAGCCGACUUUCUAUCUUUUACCCAUCCCACAGUUUCAAUAUGAAACCACCAAGCUGACUAAAGGGUUUUUAUGGCGCUGAUUGAAUUUGAAGUUUUCAGACAUCACCUGUCAUGUGACUUUUUAUCUUCUACAGUGAUAGAGAGUAAUGAAAUAAUGAAUAUUGUAUGAUUCCUAUUAUUUUGAAGAUUUACAAACCAGCAGCAGUUUUAGAUUAUAACAGUUAUUCAGACCCCCACCCAGAGCGUGAUGUCAGACAAAAAAAUUUCUGCUUUGUGAAUACGAUCAUUUCAAGCAUCCAAGAAAAGUGUUACUUUUGACAGCUUCUCUCUGUCUCACACACAUAUACACACACGUGCACACACACACAAAUGUUAUUCCUUUUACCCGUCCACAGCUGGGUUUUCAUACAGUCAUUUCAAUGCCAAAAAUCAUGCAGUGAAUGAUUAUGGAAGCACAGGGGAGGUAAAUAGCGCGAUAAAGAAAAGUUUUACAAUGUGGGCAGGAGACAUAAACAUCUGAUAUCAGAGAGUAAAUCAAAGUCUGUUUGGCACAAAACAUCACGCAGACAUAAAAAUGCCAUUAGCAAAAAUGUUUGACUGAAAGAAAUAUGUUUAUCAGACAUGUAAGGACAGCAGCAGUAAGUCAGAAAGACCUUGAUUCACUCCAGGCAAGAUGAUGGGAACUUUGGGGGGGAUUACAGUAGAUUUUUGGCAACAUUCAUGGUAUGAACUCAGUUUUUCUGCACAGAAAUGUAAUCAGGUACAAAGCAUGCCUGUGAAACCAUCUGAACGUGUUCCCCAAAUUUUGUUUGCAUACAGGUUAAGAAGAACCAGACUGUCAUUUGCCUUUAAACCUUUACAGAACAGAUUUUGUGCGUAAGCAGUGACACAUACUGAGAAAGUCAUUGUAUUUUUGUUUAGUGUUGAAAACAAAUAAUAUAUAAGCCACAACAAACAAAUUACCACAGAAAUGUUCCAGUCUCUAAAUGGCAGAGCACAAACAAACCCAUCUGUUUUUGACCUCAGCAGUGAUGAGCCAAUUUCAAAUUCUGGCAUAAUGUGUGUAAAUGAAUCACUCGUCUAUGCAUCAUUAUGAUCUGGUCAGUGUUUUCUGGGAUAUUAUGCACGUAAGAGCACUGUAGGGUAAUUUACAAAUGUCACAAAGAGGUGGGGAGAUACUGCAUCAUUCUUAAAAACUAGGUCUGUGGUUUUUGCUGUAUUGUUCUAAUCAAACAGUGAAUAACAGGCAGCAGAGGGAUUUGGUCCUUUUUAAUAAUCAGAUGUUUUAUGAAACAGCUCACAGCUGCUGAGUAAUUUGGACCAACAUAAAAAAAAAACUCUCAGAAAAUGUGGGAUAACGCUCGCCAAAAGUGAAAGGAAGCCCACAGAAACACAUUUUUAUGUCUUAAAAGUAUGACGUUACUGGGUCUAGUAUGUCGGUACAUAUACAGUACCUCUAAAAUAUCUGUAUCUGGCAGGUAGAAGGCUUUGAGUAGAUGAAACGUUAAUUGACUGCGUGAAGCACAAAGAGUACUCAGUGGUGGGAACAUUUUAAAGGGAUAUUCUGGCGUAAAAUUAAGUUAGGGUCAAACAAACCAUAACACCAUGUUGGACACCCCGUCAAGAGAUGGGGUGCCGACCGCUUGCUUUUCUAGUUAUACAAACUUUAACCACACUAUAGCAAUACACAGUGGUCUCAGGAGCCAGGCGCACAACUCAACCAAAAAGCUAAUUGCAGCCACAAAUAAUGCUCAGAACAGCACCUAACUUCAUCAACAGUACAUAGAGGGUCCUAGCCAUAGCACCAGCCAUCAAACAUUCAUGGAAAUGCAAUUAGACCGAGACACUAAUGCAGAAGAACUACCGCGUCUGCAGUGCAAAAUGAUAAAUACGAUGAUUAUUACUUUAAGAAAUGACAAAGUAAUAAUCAUAAAUGUUCUUCCUUGAGCUGCAUCACCCCGCUGCAGUGGGUGAUAGACUUGUCCGAGGUCUCCAUACAAACAAGCAGCUGCUGGAGGAGAGUGGUUGAGUUGUGUUUAGUCUCUUUGCUAAAGAAAUAAAGAUGUAAAAAGAUGUUUGAUGGCUAGUGCUGUGGCUGGGACCCUAUAUGUACUUUUGAUGAAGUUAGGUGCUGUUCUGAGCAUUAUUUGUGACUGUAGAGUGGCUUUUUGGUUGAGGUCUGUUUAUGGCUCCUGAGACCGCUGUGUAUUGCUAUCGUGCUUUCGUUACUAAGGUGGUAUAAGUAGAGAGGCAAGCGAUCGGUAACAUUCAUCUCUUGACAGGGUGUCUAACUCAGUGUUAAGGUGUGUUUGACCCUAAUUUUUUGCCUCCCUCUAAGAAAUGUUUACCCAUCCUCUUAAUGCUUUUGUGGGGGGCUCUUGUUUAUGAUAUUUUAAUGUCCUCUGCCUGUACAUGACCAAAUGGUAUGAAAAUGGUCAUCCUGCUGUCUUUAACUGCCAAACAUGUAACUCACUAUAAGUUAAAUAAACUUGUUUUGAUGCUAACCGGUAAGACUGUACCUGUAACAGUUGAAACUGUGUUUGUGCUGACGUCAAUAGCAUCCUUUUUUUAUUCCAUGAAUUCAUGAAGAAUCCAUCCAAACAUAUUUAUGUCCAAGAUAACUAUGUGUAUUUAAUUAUGAUUUAUGAUAUUGCUUUCUCAUAAUUGGCAUCAGUUGAAAAGAGAAAUUGGCCCACCGAGUGUCCAUACCCACUGAAAAAGCUAUUGAAGUAUUUGGAUACUUAAAAACUUUGAAAGAAGCAAAGAAGUAAGAGUAAUGAUGAUAAAUAACUAAGUGUAAGUUUUCCAAAACUUGUGCCAAGCACUAAAUCCUCAGCACUUUUUAACUAAAUGAACAAAAGCAGUUUGGCGUCUGUGGAUGAAAGAGUGCAGGGCUUGUAUAGCAGCUGUAAAAAGACUCACAAAAUGUUCAUUAAGUCAGUCAGUAAGCUGCGGUGUGUGUCUGUUCAAACCAAAGAAUUCUUCCAGCCCUGUACUGAGAGGUUAAAGGCUGUUUUUAAAGAGGGGGCGGGAUGGGAGAAAUGAUGGGAAGAUGAGGCGAAAGGGGAAAGAGGUGAGGCAUAACAGAGGGGGGAGAGGAAGAGGAGGAGUGCAGGUCAGCUUCUAGUCUGGUGGAAGUGGUUCAGACCUCCUGUGCUCCCUGUCAAAGCUUCCUCUGUUAGACCACGGUCCUGAUGUUUCCCCUGAGGCCUGGGUCCUGGAAGUGGGCUGGUAGAGCAAAUAAACAGAGAGGAGGUGCUCACGCUCGCCACACUAACACCUUCACAUGUGUAAACUCACACAGGUUUCAAAAGAAUACACACGCACACGAUUACACAACAACUCCUAAAGAGCGGUGCAUGCCGGUGUGUGUAACACCUUCACACCUCAUGGAGGGAGCUGAUGCUGAGGCUGAUUUUCUUUAAACUGGAGAUGAAGCUUCUAUGAACGUGGGAACAUUUUGGUUUAGGACAGUUUUACUCUUAAAUAUCACUCUUAUGUUUUUCUGUUCUAUGAGAAAAACAGGUGGAAGAAAACUAACCAGUUCAGCCUUGGUAUAAAGUAGUGAAAAUGUGCUUUCACAAGCGACUUACAACACUAACAAUUUUUUUUUUUAACAAAACACCUUAUAAAACAAAUCUUAAACUUUACUAGUUAGAAUAAAAAGCCGAAAAAAAGUGACACCAGCAUAAAACGCCUCCAGAAAUAAAUGACCCAUAAUCCCAAAAGAAUAAGUUCUCCAAUAAAAGUGUUUUAUUCCUCAUCUCAUCGUGUUAAAUGUGUUUUAGCCUAAUCCAUCAUUGUGCGCAACACAACCUGCCAAGUUUUUGAACUGCAUGUGACUGCGAGCAAAUAAAUCAAUUACAGCACGGUUGAUGAAUACAGCAUGCUGUAAUUGUAACAUGUCUGAGCCACAUCAGUAAGAGGCAUCCAUCAAAAUGACAGCACGUACACACACACAUAUACACACACAUGGCUGCUCUCUUGUCCUGGCGUGUCAAGAGGCCGUUGACCUCCACUGAGCCCCACUUCCUGUUUCUCCCGCCACGGUCCCAAGAGGGAAAGUCUAAGCUGACAACAACCUCCAUCGCUGUCUUUACACCUCCUCCUCCUCCACCUCCUGAUAACAUCCUCCUCCCUUAUUUCUCACUCAUGACAUUUCCUCCUUCAUCAUCUCAACAACUCCCACAUCUCUGCAGUCUGAGGAGAUACACGGGAGGUGUGAUUUAUUUCAGAAGACGCCAGAAAAGAGGAGGACUAAGCCUUUUCUAAUCUCCCUCACAUGGAGAAACUCGACCUCCAAACACGCAGAACAACACUCUGUAAUGUCAGUGGAGCUUACCACGCACAAUGACAGUGUGGCUCAAGGAAAGCAUCAUCAUCCAUACUGUGCCCUGCUCCCAGGACCCCUGGACUGUCUAGGAUGGGGACCUGGCAAGGUAAUGGAGUUUUCUUGGGGUGCUGUAAUGAAUACCCCGUCCUUGUAACACUUCCUUGCCUGUAAAUGUAGAAAUAAAUCACAGAAGCCAAAACACCAGGCAUCCCCUCUUUGGAAGGAGACUCACUGCUAAAGUACAUCAUCUUCAGUGUAAAGUGAUCCAGGCUCGGACCUGCCUCUUGAUCCUGUCUUGGUGUUUCUCCCCCUGUUCCUGAGCUGACUUUGGCAGUAGACCGCACCCCUCCCUGCUGAGGCCACCACUGGCACGAGGUGCUAAAAAGCUGGUUCUAAGAAACUGGGUCAACAGGGUGUGAGUUUGUGAUAAAUAUUUGUUCGGACAUGCUUAAAUUGCACAUAAAAGUCAUCAGCUUUUAUCAAAGGUUUAGAUUUGAAUGGUCUUAAAGUGCUGUCUAUUCAGUAAUUAUUACACAGCAAUUUCCCUUAGGGCAGAUAAGAUCUUUGGCUAAAAUAUCAUGAAUAUAAAAAUGUGUAAAACUGCAGUUAUGCCAAUAAAUUCACAGAGUGAAGCGAUUAAGUUACAGAAGCAAAUUGUCUGCAGCUCAUCACGAGGCCUUCAUGGUGUAUUUAGUCAAUUAUUUUUAUGCGAUCCGCUCACUCUUUCAUUUUUAUGUUUGCUUUAGGAAAAAAAAAAAAACUCUCUAAAUGUGCCAUCAAAGAUUAGCUCAGUUUUCAAGAACACUCUCUGGGCUUGAUCCCAAUAACCCGCCAGGUUUUUUAGGCUAGUUUAGCAGUGAAAAAAGUGGGUGUUCAUCACAGAUGGUGCCAAAUCAUUUAUUUAACAUGACUCAUGUUUGAGCAAGUAUUACAGUUGAGUUUGUGUUUUCAUGAGGUAAAACUAGCACAUAUAAGCUAUCAGGGUUUUGUCUUAGUAUAUUAUCUGUUCAACACCUGCACAUGAAAAAUUAGCUGUGGUCUGUUUACUCUUUGUCCUGCUCAAAACCACACAGACCAUUUCAAACCAUUAUCAAGUCAUUCAGUCAUUAUUGGCAUUGUUAUUGAGUACACAUCUGAUUUUAAACUGUAUCUUAUUUCCCAGAAAAAGAAUUUGUUUUGGAAAGAUAGAAACCAUACAACACUUCUCAAACCAGAUUCAGAGUAUUGAUCAGUCUGGUAUGAAAUGUGCAAAUGUAUCAAGAACUCUCAGACAGUGUCCUACUCUCUGAGAUUUUCUCUUUAGAAUAAAAUGUACUGAUUGUGAUUUAUACACAAUCAUACUUAUGUUAUUAGACUAUAUGACUUAUCAUUUUGUGGUGGUGAAUCAGAAAGUAUUUUUUUCUUCUAAAUGCCCAUGUCAACAAAUUUUCAACUUAGUUCACUUUUCUGCUCCCCUCAGGUACCUGCUUGCAGUUUUAUUACACCUGCAUUAUACUAAUGCAUUUGUCUCGCAGAGAUGUCCUUCCUCAAGCUGUGGUGAUUUUAACAGACUGUCAAUCUAUCUUAGGACUCCUAUUUCCCAUCAUCUUAAGACUGAACGAUGUGAGUGGUUGAAAUAUGUCCCACACAGACAAUCUCCUGCAGCGUGUUACUUGUGUGGAAGGAGACCUGGAGACAAAAUCCAGAUCUGCUUGUCUGGAUAAAGAGUUGAAAUCUAAAAACAGCUUUUUUCCCAUCUACCUCUUAUUUCCACCGAAUCUUUUGGCUGCUUGCUUCAGAUCCUCUGCAGGCCAAUCAAGCUGAAUAGGGUUCAGUUCGAGUUAUGUAAUGUCCAUUUUUUAAAUUUAUUGCACUUCGGGUACACAGCCUGUCAAACACAGCGGCUAGCAGUCACAGUUAAUGUUAUCCACACUGACAGUGUCAAGGAAAGCCAAGAAAGGCCGUCCAAAUCCUCUCCAAAUCUUUCUAUCAUACCUGUUUACCUAAAGCAGAGCCACUCAGCUGUGACAUGUGUGCAAAUUGCUUCUGAUUACAACAUUGUUGAAAUUCAAUCCAGGCCUCUAAAACCCAGAGGAGCCUUACUGUAGCUAAAUGUAUGUAAAGCAGAGAUACAAUCUAUAAUAAGCUGAGCCGUAACCUCACAUAAAGUGACCACAGGGACAAACUCAGAUCAGAUAAACUGCAGACUGCGCAACACCUGCUUCAUAGCUCAGGUUUGUUCAAGGUUUUCUUUUCAGUACAAUAAAUGUGAAGUACUAAAGAGUCGCAGUUUAUUUUGGAAAUAAUCCACCAAACACUCAAUUUUGUUUGGUUUAGUUGAACCUGUUUUUAAAUCUGGCAGUAUAAUCUGUUGACAAAACCCUUUAAAUUGUAGAAUAUGGGCUAAUUUAUGAGCAACAUUUACAGGAAUUAUAUGUAAAUAGUUUUGUAAUUAAACCUCAGUCCCUCCAAGUGUACAUGAGUACAAACAUCUCUCCAUUUAGGGUUGGUUUUUUAGCUUUGAAAGUUUUACUAAAAGGAGGGAAACUACAAGCUCCUCAGCUCGACCUCUUAAAUAUCUGUGAACAUGGCUUUAAUACUGACCACAUUUUCAGACCAGCCAGUGUUGUAUUACUCUGAGUUUCUCACAUUGUACCAAAUGAAAUGAAAACAGGCACACUUACUGGUACUCCUCAUUUUUGUUGGGUCCAGUAAAGUCAGCCCCUCAGCACACUGAAGUUAAUUACCCACAGAAGUUAAUUAUUACCUCCCUGAAAGGUAUUAAGCUUGCUAGAUACUGUUUCCAUCGUGUUGUCUCACUGCUGAGCUCCUUUACACCAAACAGGAGGUGAGCUGGUUGACUAAUCAUGCACUUCGACCAAGGUCAGAUCAAGAAGGGUGGCAUGGGAAGCCUUGAAACCUGUCUGUCCCCAAAUCUGCCAGCAAACCCUAAACUAUCAAUGGCUAUUUAUCUCAGCAACAAGCUGCACUUUUCCCUCUUAAAUAAUUAAACAUCAUCUUUUAACAUCUUUGUAAUUCAACACAAGUAUUUAAAUUAGAUAUGACUGAUGAGGACAGUCAAUCUAACUUUCUAUCAGUCAUUCACAAUCCUGUUACCCAGUGUGUAUUCUUUCAACCAACAACUGCUUUCUAACUCAUGUUUCCUUUAAAUUGGACUCCUGAAUUAUUUGCAUCCCUGCCCUUGCUUUUGCCUGUGCACUGUUGUACAUUGAUACUUCAUUGACCCACUGUAGCUCAAUAGCAUUUCAUAGAUUGCACUUUGCAUGACAGAUAGGACCCAAGUCCAGGACUCGAUUCUGACUAUAUGCUCAGGUUUUUAUGACUUGUGACCCAACUUGGACUCAGGCAGGAAUGAUUUAGACACUGCAUUUAAACUCAAAAGAUGUACACAAAGACUUCACUUAUUGGUCAAUACUGUUUUAUAGUUUUGAUCAGUUUGUCCUUUUUGCCUCUCAAGUGAAGGUUAUCACCGUAGACUGUAUAUAGAAUGGACGCCAUCUGCCUCCUCGCUGGGUGAAGCCACCGCGAGAACAGCACCCUCAGGUGACGGGCUGCAGUAUAGGUCAUAAAUCCCGCCUCCUCCAGCAAUCCCAAUGGAGCUGUAGACAAACUUGAGAAAUUUAUCACACAGAACAUAAAUUUUCCUCCCCCCUGGUUGCGAUAUUGGCUUGUAGUUAUUGUAAGACUGGUUUGUGCUCAAGUCCUCUUUUUUUUGUACAGCUCCAUUUUUUAAAAGUUAUUAGGGGUGUACAAAGUUUACUUAGCUCACCUGAAGGAUAUGCUGUUUGAGCAGAGCGACUCUCAUCACAGCGACUCUCCCAUUGAAUGCGUACAAUGCUAUUGCGCGAGUUGUGGUUCCAGGGAGUGGAGAAAAUCCUGGAAAUACAGAGAGCAAUUCAGCUUCAAAUUUGUAUCAUGACAGAAGGCUAAGCCAAGUUGUUCGUAGUAUAUACAGUCUAUGGUUGUCAACUGCAUGUAGAUUUAUUUGCUGUCUUGAUCGGUACCAGCCUGAGGAUGCCUGAAGAGGCAUCAUAAAAUGUGCAUUUUGUAAAGAUUUUUAACAAAAGCAAGCAGGUGCAGCAGAACAUGUUUGAGAGAAAAAUGGAUCAGAGAGCAGAAAAAGUAAAAAGGCUUUGACAAGAACUAGACUCAUAAUCUCCUCUCAUCACUCAGACUUUGACUUGACCACCAGGGACCAGAGACUUGCAUGAUCCUGAGGUUUGGUGCUUGUUGGCGUUGAAUGAUAAUAGUUGUUUGACGGGCAUGCACAAAACAAAAAUGGAGGCUCAGUGAUCUAAAAAAUAUGAAGCUCUCUGUGUACAAGGAAUCAACAUCAGACAUCCAUGAUGUUCAGCAUUCUUCUGGAGAACAUCUGCUUUAUUAUUUGAUUUAUGUGUUAUUCUGAUGUGGUUAAAAAGUCUGUGAACUACAAAAAAAGUUUGAAACAUAACAUUUGUUUUUCUGUGUUAACACCCACAGUACCCACUGUGGCUGCGGCCUCAAGCUCAUGGCUCUCUUCACAAGGCAGACCAAGCAUAAAUGGGAAGAGCAAGUUAAUGGUGCAGAAAACUAGCUCUAGCACUCCUUUUUCUUGACCUUGUGUCUCCAACUUUAGAAAAACAGCUGUUGCCUUGUUUACACUGCAAACACUGGAGAUAGCGAGCGCUUCUGUCUGCAGCAUUUCUUCAGGGAAUAAGAGUCCUGAUGAGAUGAUGAGGUGUUUUGGUUGCUUGCAUCCAUUUUUGGAAACCAAGAACGUUUCUGAUAAAGAGGGAAAAGAUUAGAAAACGCAGGAAAAUGUGUGGAAGCAAUUGUAGAAAAACUCACAGCCAUGUCUUCUUAUUUAAUGCUGGAGUUUAAGUGUGGCUGUUAUAGGCUUUAAAAUAAUCCCUCUGGCCUUGGCACAUCUUGAAGGGUCAGAAACAUAUUCCUGUGUAUGAAAGGAAGAUGGAAAAGGCAGACACCUCAUCAGGUUUCAUGUACAGAGGGCAGCAGCAGGCCAACAACAUGUCAGCCCAAAGAGAAGAGAGACAGAGACGGAGAUUAUGUCAACAUCUAGUAAGGCAAAGGAGAGGCCCACAGACUGGCUCCAAUAUAUCGACAUGUUUCAAAUCACAGGCUGGAUGCAGAUCCAGUGGAGGAAAGUGCACACAGAGGACAUGAAAAAGGAGAGAGGAGGAAAGGGAGCUUGCUAGCAUCAUGGAUCGCUUUGGCUAAUAAACCCUGACUGACAUUAAAGGGCUGUACCCAAUUACUGGAUGGUAUCCUAGCCCUCACACAGACUCACACACACACACACACACACAUAUACAUACACAAAUGUGUUCCCAUGGACGCGAACACACACACACUCUUUGAGUUCAGAUGGAUGAGUAAAACAACUGUUCCUCAUUUUUUCUAAAACUACAUCAGCUUUUAUUCUAAUCGGUGAAUUAACUUUCAAACACACACACACACACACACACACACACACACACACACACACACACACACACACACACACACACACACGAAUGAGAUUCUUCUGUGUGUGAUGGUGUGUGUGUUUUAGAGGCUGUGUCAUGCUGACCGAGGCUUGCUGCCCGUUUCUAAAAUACUUUCACAUCCCAAAACAAAAACAUACGGGUCACCUCUCCCUCCACCCCCAUCUGCUCAUCCAGACACCCCCCGCCUCCCUCUUCUGUCCAUCACGAGCACCCAGGGGAGAGCUGCUGCAUUUCUGACUGACAGAGAUCUGUAGGUGUUUAUAGAUGUGGAUUUAUAAGUGCUGUGCGUUCUAGUGAGAUCUAUUGGCCCUCAUUAUGUUUUUGUUCUAUGUUUAGACUAUUGGGAAAGUUUCUAACAGUGUGAGUGUAACAGGUCCAAGAAUGAUGCAAAACUCACUCUCUGGUGCAACAUACGUCAUUUGUUGAGAAAUCUGCUCAAAACAGAUAACACUUCAGAUCAGCAGGGCCCUCUCUUCAGUGCAUACUUGAACUCACACACACUACAUACUAAAGACAUGUGCUACUGGUGUUUACUACUGAUGUCUCAUGCAUAGAGCGUCCUCUGCAGACCAGAAUAAUAUAAUCAUAUGCAGAUAGAAUACGGUUAAGUGACAGAGUUAAGCAUAUUUGAAACCUUCUGAGAUAUUACUGAAAUAUUAUAGACUUAACAGUUGUACAAAAGAACCCUUUGCACAGGCUCCUGUAUUAUUACACAGUUUGAUUACUACAGCCCCCUACUGGCAGGCCUCCAUGCAUGCACGCAAAUCCCUGUAGAUGAUCCUGAACCCAACAACCUGUCAAACCAAAACAACACAUGUUACUCUUGCAUCAAAUUUAAAACUGUUUUUACCUUUAAGAAAACGCUCUCAGCUGUUUUAUGAACACUGCUGUACUCCAUGACACUUAUAUGCUGAAGACAGUGAUAAUGGCGAUGUUUAUGAUGAGGAUGUUGAUAAUUAUUGACAUAUUUGUGAUGUAUUAAUGUUGAUAACCCCAAUGGUAAAUCAAAAUGAAAAUACUGCUUCUUAAAACCCUGUGCGUUGACUCUGCAGAGUCCUUUUCAACCUUUAUUUUCAGCACAUGGUCAUGUUGUUCCCCCCUGUUGCUCCAACUUGAAGACAUACUUCACUUUGGACAAAAGCAACCGCUAACUCCAAUCGUAGGAUGACACAUGAUGGAGCAGCUGGUCAGGCUUCGGCAUCUUGAGGCCUCUCUAUGUUAGUGUUUUCAUGUGCUUUAUUUGCACAGGACUAACUUGGUCUUCUACCUAUCAUACAAUGUAAAAACUCUUCUCAAAACUAGCUCCUUAAUUGUACAUUGUAUUGAUCAUGCUGCCUGUUCAGAAAUUAAAAACCAGCUUUGACAACCAGCAUCCCAUCCACUGUCUUGUGAGGUUCGGUUCCUCUGAGGGAUUCAGGGCACCUCUUUCUAGGAAUUAGUCCACAUGGUGUGCAAUGAGCGCUGACAGAGUGUUGAUUUAAACUUAACAACAUAGUCUGCAUAGUUCUUAACUGGGAAGAGACAAAGGGGGGUGAAACUAAAACACACAGAUGUCAAUUCACAAAGGGCAUAGAUUAUCACAAUGCAAGGAACCCUUUCAUUUCGGAGUCCUGUUAGAGAUGAUGCCCCUUUGUGCUGCUUCACUGAGCUGCUAGAUGAAAUCCCGGGCUAGCUGAAAGACACAUCUAAGUACUGCCUGACCCUGACGAAAUCAUGAAAUUAUAAAAUCAUAUAAUCGUAAAAUCAAAAAAUCGGUCUUUACAUGAAGGCUUUCCUCUAAUUUCAGGUCAGUCAACAUAAAGUCUGUUUUUGAGCAGAUGUUAAGGUUUAGUUAUCAAUCAAGAGCUCCACAGUCUGAGAUUUUUGUGAAAUAGUGUCUGUCAGAUCAGAAUCAGGUCCAUAAGAAUCUCUCAGUAAAAUACUCUUUAGAGGCUCUCAUGCAAAGGCUCAAACGUGUGGUCUUCCCCUUGCUGACGGUCUUACAUCUGCAGAGCAUCAGUCCACUGUAGAUGACUGAUUGAUGGAUUGACUGACCGACUGAAUAAGUGACAAUGUUCGUCUCAGCUUCCACACUCCUGUCUCCACCUCGGCUCCGUGCUCGGCCUCAUCCAUCCCUCUCAACACCCUCAGCAACGGGCCGCAGAUUAAAGCUGCUCUCAUCUGGAUCUCAUCAGUUCAGGCCGGCUUCGCUCUUUUAUAGGUUAUUUUUUAUUCAGGAGGAGGAGGGGGCAUCUCAGAGUGAUUUAGGGUUACACUGCAUGGAGGCUGGAGGAGAAUAACAGCAACUUGUUGCAUUGAGAGGGAAGCGAAGUGACACUAUGAAGUUUGUGGAUCAGGAGGGUUGUCUUCCUUGUGGAGUGUGUGAUUGUGUGUAUGUGUGUGUGUGUGUGUGUGUGUGUGUGUGAUGUGUGUCACGUGGCUGAGCUUCUCUUUCUGAGACGUUUCCUCUCUGUUUUUCCAACUGUAAUGUGUGUAACAUGUGCUGGAUUACUGCAGGAUGCCUGGACAAGUGUCACUGCCAAAUGCUGUAAAUCCUAUUUUGGAGACAUUUCCCAAUAAUCAUUGCACAAUACUGUGUUGCAAAAACACUACACUACACACUAACUGUUACAUCAGAAAAGAGAAGAGGUUCAUUGGAAAAUACUGGAGUGGAAAUGACUGUCGACUGACUAACUGAAUCAGACCCAAUUAAACUUUAGAGUCAGUUUUGUAUCCUGCUAAAAUGAUGUUGUUCUAACACAGUCAGAGUCAAUAUAAUUGUGUUGUUAGUGUUGUUGCUCCUUUUCUUCAAGCUCAGUUUGAAACAGCUGAUUAUGAAUGUUUGUUUCUCUCUGUUAUCAAUCACACUAUGUUGAGGACAACCGAAAAAUUAAGUGUGGGUCAUUUUUGUCUGAGUUAUAAGAUUAAGGAAAGAAUUUUAAGUAAAGGUCAGAAUACUGUCUUGAUCUCAGAUUUCUGACUUUAAUCUCUGAAUCUUAAUUUAUAAAAAUUCUGACUUUUCCUCAGAAUUUUAAAUCAGGUUUCAUAAUUUUAAUUGGAAUAUAAGACUCUGCCUGAGAUUUUUACUUAAUUUUGAAUAAAGUCAGAAUUAUUAGAUCUAAAUUUUAGAUUUCUGGAUUUAAAUAAAUAUUCCCCAGAAAUCUGAGAUGUAAGUCAAAAUUCAGAGUAAGCAGGUCUCAGAAUCCUAAGAUUAAAGGCUGAAAGCCAAUCAGUAGACCCCCCCCACCACCACCACCACCACCACUCUCAUUAUCUGUUGAGUGUGCUUACUAAUUUGUAUACUUGAUCAGUGUGGGGGUAUAGCUCAGCGGUAGAGCAUUUGACUGCAGAUCAAGAGGUCCCCAGUUCAAAUCUGGGUGCCCCCUUCACUUAUGUUGAGCAUUAGUUUGCGGUCAUGCAAAUCAAAGACCCCUGACCCUUGUAUUUGCUCAAGUGAAUAACAUGGAAAGUCAAUGGCAAGAGUAAAACAUGUGUACAACUGGGGUGGCAAGAAUGAUGACAAUUGUAUAAAUCGUGUGCAAUAUGGAUGAUGCAAAUUCACAUUGUGUCCAACACUACUCUCUUUAAAUGCCUAUUUAUGUUGAGAAUAUGUCAACUCUAGUGAAUGUUCCUGUCGUGAUUACCAAUCAGAAUGGAGAUACCCUGAUGACACAUGUCAACAACAAAACGGCAGAGAUUCACUCAUGAGGAAAAUAGAGUAUUAACUGAUCGAGACAGAAUUGGACCAGCUGGAGGAUAAAACUUGUCUGCAGCUCUCAGACAGGAGACAGUUGUUAAAAAUCAACAGAUCAACCUCUGCCAUGUUUGAUGUAAACACUAACUACCAUGUGUAAUGUGUGGGGGUAUAGCUCAGUGGUAGAGCAUUUGACUGCAGAUCAAGAGGUCCCCAGUUCAACUCUGGGUGCCCCCUGCAUUCAUAUUUGUGUUCAUGCAAAUCAAAUCAGAUGACGUGAUGAGCAUGAAUUGGCAAACUAUUUGCACAAAUUCAAGCGACUAUAAAUGAUGUGAAUCCAACACACUUCUUGCUUCAAAUGCGUUCAAAUUUGUAGGAGUUGAAAAUUAUGAGAGCUGUCCUUUCCAAUAAGAGCAAAAAAGGCCAAAUUUAUAACUUCAAAAAAUAAGAAUUGCUAUGUCUGAUGUGUAAAUUUCCCUGUGCUAUACAAUUGUGCGGCUGUUGAAUGACCAAGUUAGACUAAAUGUCCUUCUUGCAGAUGAAUGCAUAAUACCAUCAGAAUUGUAUGUUUUUCUCAUCAUGUGUGAUUACCUGAAAACCUUGAAGUGUAAUCUCAGAUCUUUGACUCUUUCAGACACUUCUCUGAUCGCUUGAGGGGAUACUUUACAAAAAAUGUUUAGGGUGUGAUCCCCAAUGUUUCCUCUCCAUUUACAGUGUGGAUGUGCGACAGCAUUAUGAACUUGUUUACCUGUAGAUCAUUUCAGAUUGAAGUCCGAAACAGUUCAGGGUCUGAAAUGUUUCUCUCUUAAUCCUGGGUGAGGCCUCUUUGACAAUCAUGACUCAGUCUCCAAAGAGUGUGUUAUCAACCUUCUGAAAUCAUGUUUGACGAGAAAGUUAAUUAGCUCUCCUUAUUUCACUGUGUAUGCUGACAAAUAAAACCCUUUGUUUUGUUUUGUUUUUUUCCAGGAGGAAAUGCUGUGACGGGUUCAGGUUUGUGAUGGGCCAGUGCAUACCUGAAAGUAGGUAAACCAUUUAAACUAUCCUCCUUGUCUGAACCCUGUAAUCUGAUUCACAUGCUGACACUGUUUCCUCUCCAAAGCAGGUUUUAGAUUCAAACAGGCUGCAAAAAAAAAAAAAAAAAGUCCAGAAAUCACAUUCAUCUGAUUGCAAAAUUUGAUGUUUAUGGACUGUGAUCAGUUUGGAUUUCAUUAUGAUUAAGAGGUUUUUUUAUUUUCAUUUUAUUUUUUCUUAAAUGAAACUAACACAUUGCAGCAGACUGGGACAAACAACAUACCAACCAGAGGGACACCACCCACAGUUCUGGCAAAGACAGCAACCAAUUUUUGUUUUUGUCGUCAUGAGUAUAAAAAUAUCUGAUAAUUGUGAAAAUUAUACUUACAUAAUCAUAAUCAUAAACACUGGGGGAAAGUUUUGACAAACAGGUUUAGUUGGGAGUUUGCUUCAUCUGUAUAGAAACAGUGUUUCACUGUAGCCACUAGAGGGCACUGUUUUUCUUUAAAAUAACAGCUGUUUAAGACUGAAUAUCACUGUCAGUUUUAUUUACUGAAACUACUAUUUACCAUGAUUAUUUCUGCUAAGAUGCUAAAUCUUUUCAUAAAGGAAUCCUGGCCAAGAAAGCUACAAAAAAGAUUCACACACUGAAAGAGAUAAACAAACACAAAGUGUCCAAAACUUGUGGGGAUUAUUGCAGUAUUGCACUAGUCACAUUUUUCGGUUGCAGAUGUGAAACUCUCAUAGGUAAAAAAUGUGGUAUCAGGACCCUGGUGGAUAACAGGAACACUUGGAGUCAUCUUGAACUCCUCUAACAUUCUUCUCAUUUUUGAUGCUCUUUCUGUAGGCGUGGAUGUUUGUGAGGCGUCUCCCUGUGAGCAGCAGUGCACUGAUAACUUUGGACGGGUCGUCUGCACGUGUUACCCCGGCUAUCGCUUUGACCGGGAGAGACACCGUACCCACAAAUCUCCAUACUGUCUGGGUCAGUUCACUCCCCUCUCCUUCCACAGUUACAAUACUCCACAUUUUCACAUCUUUUUCUGUAGGUUAAGAUUUGAUCCUACCACAGUCCUUUUUUUGUAGCAGUGACCCAUGUGCAUGUUAAAAUUAAAUCAUCAUGGCAUUUAAACAGCUCUAACAUGUUUAUGCUUAUUUUCUUGAGUGGAAAAACAGCGCCCUCUUCCUGAUUUAUGUAGCAACAGUUUCUAUCUCUUGAAAAAGCAAUUUGGCAGAUUUUUUUAUUUUUUAUUUUGAAUGAGGUGAAAACGGUUUUAUAGUUCAUUAUUCUUGAGCACAGUCUGUGAAGGCUGGACAGCUUUCACACAAUGAAAAUCACAAUAAAACUGUUUCCCUUUUUCCUCUCUUUCACAAACACAUGCAGACAUAGAUGAGUGUGAGCACCCAGACAGCAACACGUGUGACCAUGAGUGUGUAAAUACAGCAGGCAGUUUCCUGUGCCGCUGUCACAGUGGUUACAUUCUCGCAUCGGACCAACGUACCUGCAUCCCUGUGCACAACUGUGAGUUUCUUUAUGCUCCAAUAAAGCGAUGUUUUCAUCCAUUUUACAUCAGUUAAAUAUUUCCAUACCUGAGCAUCAUGAAGGUUUUGUCUUGCAGUGAGUUCAUCUGGGAAGUCAGACACUUUGAUGAGCUCUGGUACCUGCUCGUUCACCUGUCAGGAUUUUAUGAACAUGAAAAACAGUCUACUGCAGCUCAAACUGCGGCUGGGCAACACGCAGUCACCCAACCAGGUAACCUAAAAAUGGCAUUUACUAGAACUUGGUGAAUAUUAUUUUCUAAGAGAAAAAAGGUGCUCUUUUUUCAGCUUUUUCUGAAGCAAAGUACUGGACUCAAUACCUGAUACCUUGAAAAUUAUUGCAAAUUUUCUCUAGCUGUGUAUCUGCUGAAUGGUUUUAUUCUUUUGAGUUGUAUCGAGUUUUCAUUUUCCUUUAAACCCACCAUUUUAUGUUUUAUCCUUCUGUCAACUGGGGCUGCAAAUUAGCAUCUGUUAUAAACACUGAUACUUGUAUUAGACAGCUGCUCCCAGUUUUUCUAUUUAUUUCUAUUUGUUUCUCCGCCUCACAAAUGAAGCAUAAAAAAACACAUUUGUCCUACAUCAUCUUCCUUCUUUGUAUGUGUAGGUACCUGGCCUGGCCAACAGCAGUGACAAACCCUCUCCUGGGCGCCAAGGAAAAAGUCCUGAUAGCCACUGUCCACCUGGUGUGCCAGGUCCUCCAGGUGCUCCAGGGGUCCCAGGUAAUGACAUUACUGCAGCAUGACAGUAAAGGGAGAGAGUGAAGAGACUGCUCUGAUAGUUUGGGAAGACUUUAUCCAUGCAUGGUAUUUUUGCUUUAGCUAGUUUGCAAUGUGAGAAAUGGAGUAGACUUGUUAUCUAAACUAAAAUAGCCUUUCAGGGUGCUCGAAUCACAGCACUGAUCCCCAGAGAGCAACAGAUUUUACUGCUGGUCAUAGCUGUGCUUCAAAAAGACAGAAAACAUCAGGGUUUAAAGAAAGCAAAUAUCUUCAAACCUGAACAUGAAUAGCUUAAGUUGAAAAUCUGUAAAUUUUCCUUUUAAGCUUAAAUUUUGACACUUAUUAGACCAAAGCCUUGAGGUAAUCAGGGUUCCUAAAGACCAGCUCAAGAAGUAUAGCAGAAAUAUUUCUGUAUUAUCUGGUUCAAAGUUUUCCCUGUAUCCAUCCAUCCCUAUUAGGACACCCAGGUGAGCCAGGAAAGAGAGGGGACCCAGGGAUGAGGGGCCCACCUGGUCCCAGAGGACCACGGGGAGACAUGGGACCCGUGGGUCCAGAGCCAGACCUGAAGCAUAUCAAAAGAGGGCGCAGGGGUCCAGUGGUAAGACCAAAGCUAUCACAGCAUGUAGGAGACAUCACAUCUAGCUUGCCUUCAUUAUAAUUUACAGCUUGAUGCCCUCAUGGGUCUCUACUUCAAAACUUAAAGUGAAAGGUCAUAACCCUCAGUUACAGUUAAAGAGAUGGAGGGGGAUCUCAGUCCUACUUAAAAACAGCAAAGUCAGGUGAUAUUUUGUGGAGUUAUCCCACCUGUGACAAAAUCUGUCAAACUUCACAAUAAGUUUUUCAAGAUUUACAUCCUGGAAACAUUUUUUUUUAGUCUCUGCUUUACAGAUUGUACAUUUAAAGACAUUAGAAAUGUUUUUAACCUAAACAAAAACUAUAUAUUAACUUGAAUUCUUUCAUAUUUUAAGCUUUGCAAUUUCUUUCAUACUUGUAUUUCAUGGUUCAUACAGGGACCUCCUGGAGCAACGGGCAGAGAUGGACAGAAGGUCACUACCACACUUAUCUUCAUGUGUUUUUGUGUGCGUGUGUUUAUGUGCAUGAAUGAUUGUCGACAUCCUGAUGCCACCAUAGCUUAUACUUUGCCUUCAGACCCCUGUCACUGUGUGAACAGGGUCUAAAAGGUGCAUUUGGGUUCAUUUGUGCUGUUUUUCAUCUGCAGGGUGACAGAGGAGCUCCUGGUCCAAGAGGUCCACCUGUGAGUUUAUAUUUUAUAUAUAAUAUUUUUGAUAACUUAACAAAUGUAAAAGUAUUGGGUAAAUCUGCAAACAUACUCUGAAAAUGCAUGUAAUUUGAAAACCUUGUCAGGUUGACAAUGUUGCUUAGCUCACUUUCUUUUCUCACAUAUUCAUCCACAUCAGUCAUCAGUUUGGUUGACAAAAAUAGUUAUUUGAUCCAGUGAGAUGGUUUCAGAUCAGCUGCUCUCAUGCUGAUCGUUUGUCAUCAAACAUGUUGAGAGGGGCGUAACUUUUAAUGUGGGUGUUGCAAAGAGUUAUGGGUCAUUUCUCCUUCCUUCCUUUCACAAAGGGUGAUCCAGUGUAUCCUAUGCUAAAGGAGGUAAUAAAGGAAGCAGUGAAGCGAUUUGCCUCAUUUGGAGAAUUCAAACUCCUGUUAACAUGGCCGACACUCAGAGACUUAGGAACCAUUUAGACAGAGCUAAAGACUUAUAGAAUUAGAAAACUGGUCUAUAAUUUCAGACUGAGAAAUUAAAAAUGGCAUGCAGGUCAUCUUGAUCAAUCCCUCAUGUUGUCCUCUGUCUACAGGGACCACCCGGCUCCUUCGACUUCCUGUUGCUAAUGAUGGCCGACAUUCGCAAUGACAUCAUUGAACUACAGGAGAAGGUGUUCGGGGAGCGGCGAGGCAUCUCUCUGGACAGUCCUCCUCAAUCCAGUGGGGAGGUGGAUUUCGUAGAGUGGGGCUCUGGACAAGGAGAGCUAAUGCUCAAUACCUGACCUAUGACCUCCCACACACACACAGAAAACAACAUGUAAAUAAUAUUUUGUUUGCGUGUGUGGUGAGCUGUGAAUGUGGCCUCGAACACACUCUCCACGCUGCCACAGACAGUGAAACAGAGAGAUACAAGGAUUAUGAUCAAGGAAAUUGGACCACAGACUCUCCUAACCACUGUGAGCACUAUCUGGCUCCCUUUCACAAGCCGUGGAGUGUGUGAGGGAUGUGUGUGCACGGCAUGGAGCUGGAGAGAUGCACCAUGUGCCUUUAUGUCUAAGCUGCGCCUCUGAGCUGAACCACUUCAAACGAUGAACUUUAUCGUCUACAUCUCUUCCUGUUCCCGAGUCUGUCCGUGGAAGCUCUGCUGCCGCUGACAGUUUGCCUGCAGGGCGUCGGUACAAAGAGCCGGGGCCCACACUGUGAGCUCUCUGCACCUGUCUGCAGGAGCCAGACCUCCAAUCUGAGCUCUCCAGCUCUCCUCUGCUCUGAGGAGUCUUCAGACACUAACUCAUGAGAUUCAUGAAUGUUACCAAUCCGAUACUGUUGCACAAAAACACUCAUGUCUGAUGUCCUUGUGAAGUUGUACAAUAAAAUAACUCAAGUUUAAGAGCAUAAAAGCAGCAAAUUUUGUUCAUCCAAUCAUAGGCAAAGAUGGGUUUGAUUUAGGUUAUAUUUUUGCAUUUCAAAUAAACAGAUAUUAUUAUGUUUGCCAACAUGACACAUUAUAAAUGACACCCGAGUGUUGUCAAAAACAGAUAAAAGAAAAAAUGCAGAGCUUUAAUAUACCAGAAACCUAAUUCCCCAGUGUAGACCUCAGGAUCCAGGAUUACUUCAGGGUCUUUUCUCAUUUCUUUCUUUUUCUGAAGGCUAAUUGGCUGUCUACCCGCUGUAUAGGUAUUCAUGCAAAGCAUUCAUUUAUAAAUCAUAUUAGCAAUUUAGAGUGACAUAAAAAUAAUCACACAGAUUUUACUUUGGGUUGCAUGGUAUCAAUUUUCUUAUCAUCCCACUUGUUGGUUGAAUUGAUAUUAAAAUGAACAUUUCCAAUCGUAGAAAAGUAAAAAAAAGUCCUCCUCUAUUUUCCAUGAUUUGCUGGUAAUUGGUCAGCCAUUAAUCAUGAAUCCUAAGUUGUAAGCUCUCCAAAUAAGAUAGACAUGAUAUAAAAACAAAACAUCCCCAUUGUGAAAAGUGCCUGUCUCCUUUCCUUGGAUAGAUUUUUUUUGGCACAGAGAUCAGGUUGACAGGAUAACAAAUCAGUGCAAUGGUGUUAAUUUGCAUGUUUGUGCUUUAGUCUGCAUUUGCUGGUUUUAAUCCUGUUAUUGGAUGACUGUUUGAGAUAGUUGGACUGCUUAUAAGCAUAUUAUAUUUUGUUGUUAUUUAAGAAAACUUUUUAGGAGCUGGUAAGAUGUUUGGUUAUCUUUAGGCAGAGUAGUCUAGCUGUUUUGUUUUCCUGUUUCAAGCUUUUAGGUUAUUUAAACUGAGCGUGUCAACCAGGUUCAAGUAAACCCUGUAGAGGGGCAAAACUGUGUAAUUACAACAGCCUUAAGAUCCUUUAUUUCUGGCCCAAAACAACUUUUCCUAUAUCUGCUAAUAUGUCAUACUGUCGUGUUCAAAUAUUACAUCCAGAAAAUAAAAACUUUUGGUAAGAAAUUAA